UUUCGUGCGACCCUUCCGGAAGUGAGUGGUCGGAACCAAGAUGGCGCUUAGUUGGAGCGAGUUAGCGGAAGAAGCUGAUGUCGGUUAACGAGACAAACGGAACCGUUUAACUACUGACAGCACCGAAACAGCAGCAUCGAGGUUAACGGGGAAGCGUCAGAGGACACGAGCCACGGCCCAGGGCUCCGUUAGCGGCUGUGGUGAUGGCGGAGCGGCGGGUGGAGUGUACUUGGAAGAGACACAUCUCAGAGCAGCUGAAGCUCAGAGACCGGGUCCAGAGGCAGGCCUUCGAGGAGAUCAUCCACCAAUAUAAUCGUCUGCUGGAGAAGUCCGACCUCCAGGCUGUUCUGUCUGAGAGAUACCAGACUGACAAAUAUGACGUCCAGAGAGGACACGAGACCAGUUCGGGCUCAGACUCGAGUCGCAGUGAUGCUCUGCAGCAGGAAAUGGCUCAGAUGAGGAUCAGACACCAGGAGGAGCUGACGGAGCUUCACAAGAAGAGAGGAGAGCUGGCUCAGAGUGUGAUUGAACUGAACAACCAGAUCCAACAGAAGGACAAAGAGAUCCAGAGCAACGAGGCCAAGAUGUUGGAGUAUCAGCAGCAGAUUGCCAGCCUAGAGGGAGACUGUCGGGAGCUGAGGAGCUACCUGCAGGACCUGGAGCGGGCGAACCAGACCUUGAAGGACGAGUACGACGCCCUGCAGAUCACCUUCUCUGCUCUGGAGGAGAAGCUGAGGAAAACCACGGAGGACAACCAGGAGCUGGUGUCUCGCUGGAUGGCCGAGAAGGCUCAGGAGGCCAACAGGCUGAAUGCCGAGAACGAGAAGGACAGCAGACGACGACAGGCCAAACUGCAGAAGGAGCUUGCGGACGCUGCUAAAGAACCUCUGCCCAUCGACCCGGACGACGACAUCGAGGUCCUGGCCGAGGACGGAGGGAAGGGGGGUGGAGAGACCUCACCCAACAGACCACUCAGUAGAACUCCCAGUAAGAAAAUCUCUCAGCCUCCUCCUGGUGGACUCCUGGACUCUAUCUCCAACAUAUUUGGCGUGUCUGAGUGUGUUCAGCCUGGACUCCUCCCACCACACUCCAGGCGUCGAACUGCCAACUCUUUCAGUACCUCACCUGAGAACACAGAGGCUCCGUCAGGAGGCUGCGCCGAGGUCCGAGUCCCGACCACAGCUCUGCACGUGUUUGAGGCCCAUGAUGGUGAGGUAAACGCUGUCCGGUUCAGCCCAGGCUCUCGUCUCCUGGCGACGGGAGGGAUGGAUCGCAGGGUGAAGCUGUGGGAGGUCAUCGCAGGUCGCUGUGAGUCUAAAGGAGCGCUGACUGGCAGUAAUGCAGGAAUCACCAGCAUCGAGUUCGACAGUGCUGGUUCGUACCUGCUUGCGGCCUCUAAUGACUUCGCCAGUCGUAUCUGGACCGUGGACGACUACAGACUGAGGCACACUCUGACAGGUCACAGUGGGAAGGUGUUGUCAGCUCGUUUCCUAUUGGACAACGCUCGGAUCGUCUCCGGGAGCUACGACCGGACGCUCAAACUGUGGGACCUCCGCAGCAAAGUCUGUAUGAAGACGGUGUUUGCGGGCUCCAGCUGUAACGACAUCGUCUGCACAGAGCAGUGCGUCAUGAGCGGACACUUCGAUAAGAAGGUUCGGUUCUGGGACAUCAGAGCGGAGAGUAUCGUGCGGGAGCUGGAGCUGCUGGGCAGAGUGACGUCUCUGGACCUGAACCACGACCGGACUGAGCUGCUCACCUGCUCCAGAGAUGACCUGAUCAAGAUCAUCGACCUGCGCACCAACGCCGUCAGACAGACCUUCAGUGCUCAGGGCUUUAAGUGUGGAGCUGACUGGACCAGAGUCACCUUCAGUCCUGACGGCAGCUACGUGGCCGGAGGAUCAGCUGAUGGAGCUCUGUACGUCUGGAACGUCCUGACGGGGAAAGUGGACCGAACGCUGGACCGGAACCACAACUCUGCCAUUAACUCGGUGUCCUGGUCGCCGUCAGGAGCGUACGUGGCGAGCGUGGAGAAAGGCAGUAAGGCCAUCCUGUGGUCUGACAUGUGACUGGCUGAGUCCCAGCUGGACUGUGACGGAGACAGAGACUCUGUUCAGUGAGAGGACGAUUCAGCAGCUGGGCGGUCACGCUGCCGCCGUCGUCGUUGUCAUUAAUGUUGUUGUUGUUGUUGAGCAGCUGUGGACAAACUGAGGAGCUGCUCUGAUCUGCCUUCAUGUUAAAAACAGCUUGAAUCACAUGUUUACCUGAAGUUUUCAUGUUCAAACUCAAACUGCCCACACACACACCUGACACACACACACCUCAGGCACACACCUGCCACACACACACUGCAUCAGCUCCUGUUAAAUUCCUGCUCAUAAUAAAGUCUUCAUUAACAACUGAUGGCGAGACCCCCCCCGCAGUAAUACACUAUGGUGUCCAGUAGGGGUCAGUCUUCAGUUCAAGGUGUUCAGGUGGAGCUCAGACUUGCACAUCUCUGUGUGUGUGCAGUAACUACAGUGUCCAGCAGGGGUCAGUGUUGAGCAGCAGGUGGAGCCCUGAGGUCCAGGACCAGGUCCUGGUCUUCAGUAUCUCUGAUGCUGAUUGAAGUGAUUGGUUUUCAGGCUGCAGCUCUUUGGAUCAAUAAACCAUGAAACAGCAGGAGGAAAUAAAAACAUGUCUGUGCUUCA
This is a messenger RNA of Lates calcarifer (barramundi perch), 2687 nucleotides long. RefSeq names its product ATG16 autophagy related 16-like 1 (S. cerevisiae) (gene atg16l1). Gene Ontology annotation, biological process: autophagosome assembly; negative stranded viral RNA replication. The coding region runs from base 204 to 2066 and encodes 620 amino acids. The record is from RefSeq and is a predicted model, not a curated record. Gene Ontology annotation, molecular function: protein binding. The transcript is spliced from 21 exons. Gene Ontology annotation, cellular component: autophagosome membrane. NCBI's taxonomy places the organism in Eukaryota, Metazoa, Chordata, Actinopteri, Centropomidae.